AUGAACGAAUAUGCACAAGACGCAUUGUGUUAUGUACGAAAAUACGGUCGACCGGAUCUGUUCAUUACAUUUACAUGUAAUCCGCAGUGGGAUGACAUCAAAAACAAUUUAUUUGCAGGACAGUCGACAACCGAUCGUCAUGACAUUACUGCGCGUGUUUUUCGGCAAGAAUGUAAAUGCCUUAUGGAUUUAAAUGUGAAAUUAUAUGUAUUUGGGGAGGUGCGUUGCCAUAUGUACCCCAUCGAAUGGCAGAAAAGGGGAUUGCCGCACGCACAUAUACUAAUUUGGCUGGUACAUAAAAUAACUCCGGAUCAAAUCGAAAACCUUAUAUCAGCUGAAAUUAAUAACCACACUGCUGAUCCUGAGUUAUUUCAAGUUGUCGUUAAAAACAUGAUACAUGGACCGUGCGGUGAACUAAAUGUGAAUUCACCAUGUAUGAUUGAUGAAAAGUGUUCGAAACGAUACCCAAGGCAAUUUACUUCGGACACAAUAACGGGCAAUGACGGAUAUCCGUUGUAUCGACGUAGAUCACCUAAUGAUAAUGGCAAAACGGCAAUCAUUAGAAUGCAUAACAAGGAAGUUGAAGUUGAUAAUCGUUGGGUGGUUCCGUAUUGUCCAUUAUUAUCGAAAAUAUUCAACGCUCAUAUAAAUGUGGAAUAUUGUAAUUCUGUCAAAUCCAUUAAAUAUAUUUGCAUGUAUGUAAAUAAAGGGAGCGAUAUGGCUAUUUUCGGUGUUGCUGGUGAUAAUAGAAAUGAUGAAAUUACUCAGUAUCAAAUGGGUCGCUAUAUUAGUAGCAAUGAAGCUGUCUGGAGGAUUAUGUCGUUUGCAAUGCACGAAAGACAUCCUGCGGUUGUUCACUGGGCUGUGCAUCUUGAGAAUAGUCAACGUGUUUAUUUUAAUGUAGCAAAUUUGUUGGAAAGAGCAGCGCAACCCCCAACAACUACGUUAACAGGUUUUUUCAAAUUAUGCGAAACUGAUACAUUUGCGAUAACUUUCUUAUAUUCUGAAGUGCCACAGUAUUACACAUGGAAUGUGUAUACAUCCAAACAUGUGUGUACAUCCAAACAAUGUUGA
Messenger RNA from Anastrepha obliqua, 1074 nucleotides. RefSeq lists its product as uncharacterized. The coding region runs from base 1 to 1074 and encodes 357 amino acids. The transcript has a single exon. NCBI's taxonomy places the organism in Eukaryota, Metazoa, Arthropoda, Insecta, Diptera, Tephritidae. The record is from RefSeq and is a predicted model, not a curated record.